Grosmannia clavigera kw1407 is the source of this 270-nucleotide messenger RNA. Its product is annotated as mitochondrial ribosomal protein s19. NCBI's taxonomy places the organism in Eukaryota, Fungi, Ascomycota, Sordariomycetes, Ophiostomatales, Ophiostomataceae. Gene Ontology annotation, cellular component: cytosolic small ribosomal subunit; ribosome. Gene Ontology annotation, molecular function: structural constituent of ribosome; RNA binding. The transcript is spliced from 4 exons. The record is from RefSeq and is a predicted model, not a curated record. Gene Ontology annotation, biological process: translation; ribosomal small subunit assembly. The coding region runs from base 1 to 270 and encodes 89 amino acids.
AUGCUUCCCACUCGGUGCCUGUUGAAGCGCUCGGUCUGGAAAGGCCCGCACAUUGUCCCUCUCCCCAUCACACGGCCACAGGCCGGGAAAACGUCGCCGCCCAUCCGCACCCAGGCCCGGUCUGCAACCAUUCUUCCCAACUUCGUCGGCCUCAAAUUCCAGGUCUACAACGGCAAGGUCUACCAUGAUGUGACCAUCACGGAAGACAUGGUUGGCCACAAGUUGGGCGAGUUCUCGCCGACACGGAAGCCGUUCAUUUGGUCUCGGUAA